This is a messenger RNA of Cotesia glomerata, 5149 nucleotides long. RefSeq names its product protein daughterless. Gene Ontology annotation, cellular component: transcription regulator complex. Lineage: Eukaryota; Metazoa; Arthropoda; Insecta; Hymenoptera; Braconidae. The record is from RefSeq and is a predicted model, not a curated record. Gene Ontology annotation, molecular function: DNA-binding transcription factor activity, RNA polymerase II-specific; protein dimerization activity; RNA polymerase II cis-regulatory region sequence-specific DNA binding. Bases 1096 to 2856 code for a protein of 586 amino acids. Gene Ontology annotation, biological process: regulation of transcription by RNA polymerase II. The transcript is spliced from 14 exons.
UCGAGCGUCAGUCGCGUCGCGUACCUCGACCGCAUGAGAUUUUGUCGCUUUUUCAUGUGAUCCCGAGCUUUUUUUUUAUUAUUUCGGUUAUCUCCUUCUCUGUCGAAGGCUACUUGUCUGCAGUAAAACGGUUUUAGUUUUUAUUUAUCCUAUAUUAUUUAUUAUUACUCUUUUUUGUAUUAAUAAUAUUAUUUAUGACACGAGUGAAUGCGUUUGAUAUGGACCCGGGCUACGAGAAAUAUUGACACGGGAUUUUGUUCGACUCACUGCGGAAAUACAAGAGCAAAUGGUGCGAAAACACGAAACCAAGUUUUAUUUUAAAUAUUUAUACUUCUAGUCGAGAUAUAUAUUAAUUUAUGUAUUACCAGUGAAAGACUAGUGAUUAAUACCGCAAUAGAUUCUUCAGUGAUUGACGUACCCAUUACACGAGUGUUUUGAGUGGUUAAAUUAUUUAAAGUGCCAUCAAAGUGUUCUAGAGCUUAAAUCUUGUACAAAAAACGCAACAAUCUUUAAAAUUAUUUUAUUUAUAUCUUAAAACUCGAGAAGAAUAUCCAGCAAAGGAAGAAUAAAGAAGAAUAUAUGUAUAUUUUUUUAUAUGGUGGAUUUUAGUUGGUCUUUUUGGCGUUGUAACGACGCGACUCGUGCCGCCAUGUGUGUCCGACGUUUCAGCCGCGUGUUCGUUUUCUGAUAGGACCUGGGAAGAAAUAUAAAUAAAAAAUCGAAAUAAUACCGAAGGAAAAAGGCAAAAAAAAAAAAAAAAACGCUUUUUUCGGUUGUCACCCAUAAACCUUUUUACGUACGAGCCGUAAAUUUAAAAUUCACCAGACACUAUCCGGCGACUAUUGACACUUUUAUCUGUCAAACUGACAGGAUGAAUUUAAACUGGUGACCGUUUGGUUGUACCAGUUAUGAUUUUUCCGGGCUGUGAUUCUUUCUCCAAAGUUAUCCGUAUUUAGUGGUAAAAAUGUCAGCAAUAACAAACGAGACUGCUAGUGUGAUUUGAUAUUUGUUUAAACUCAAAAUAAAAAGUGGUUCUAAAAGUAUAAUUGUGCAAAAAAACGAAUAAGUAAUUGAAUAAACAUACCAUUAUCAUCGAUGAUGCAGUCAAACACUAUUCUGCGCGACAUCAGUACCACCGAAAAGCUAAUGGGAAAUAACAACAACCUCAACAACAAUGGAUCUCCUGGUGACAUAAUGUUCCACAUGGGAGACGAAGGAAUGACGCAGCUCGGCAGCGUCUUCCAGUCAGCUUACCAGUCAAUCGUCGAUGGUGGUCCUCAGUACGGCUCAGACGAAUUCGGCCAGGACUCUCCAAGGUACACUUCGCCGAAGGCAACCACCCUCUACGCGGAGCCCUACUAUAUCGAUGGAAAUUCCGCGGGAACGGGUCCAGGGGAUCCUUGGAAUGGAAGCGGAGUUCAGCCGCCAUACAGCGGAUAUGCUCCUCCACACCUGGCACAACCUGCCUACCCUAUGCACAUAGCACACGACCCCAUGUCAUACUCGGCGAUGUCACCCAACGGAGAACCACCAGCCCCAAUCCUUGGUUCCACGGUGACAAGUGCCGCGUCUUUACCCCCAAUGUCCACCUUCAGAGGCAGCGCCGCGGUCGCUGCGUCCGGAGGAACUGGAGCACCUUCUCCAGCGUCGUUACAGUAUAAUCACAGUCCUGGGGCGCCUGCACCGGCACCCACUACUGCCAGUGCACAGCAAAAUCAAACUACCACUGCUGAUAGUCUAGGAAAAACACUUGCGUCUGUAGUAAGCACACGAAUCUAUCCGACGGACCAAUCGGUAUCCAGUUAUAGUAGUAAUCCCUCGACGCCAGUCAGUUCCCCGCCACCAUUAACAGGUUCAGCCCCGAGUUGGGCGCCAGGUGCGACACCAGUCUCCCCGCACUUCACAGCGGAUCCAAACCGCGGUACAAUCCACAUGCCGGCGCCCGAACAACAGAGGUUAGACGAUGCCAUCGGCUUUCUUCGCGACCAUGCCGAGUUGGUACAGGGAUCCCGGAUGGAGGAACGGUUAGACGACGCGAUCAACGUCCUCAGAAAUCACGCCGAGAGUCAGCUCGGGCUUCAUCUAGGUCCCGUGGGUCCCCAUGGCGGUCUUUACUCUCAUACAUCUCCAUCGCAGCUGGAUCACCUGGCGAGUCCUCAUCCAGCGGUAACGGUAGCACAACCUCAAGGAACAUAUCCCGGACUCGCUCCUACGCCAGAUACUGACGGUUCGAUAAAAAUCGAGAGGUUACCUGUCUCCAAUGCAACAGAAUACAUAUCGCUGGAAAAAAGAAAAGACCCACCAGACAGCAGCGGAGGAGAAACAAAGGCGUCUAGUAGCGACCUCGCUGGUGGAGUGAUCGGUGGCGCCACUGUAAACUCGACCUCUCAGGGCAAAGGAACCAAGCGCUCGCGCAGAUAUUGUUCGAGCGCCGACGAAGACUGCGAUGAUCCUGGCACCAAAGCGGUGCGCGAAAAAGAACGUCGUCAAGCCAACAACGUUCGCGAAAGGAUACGGAUCAGAGACAUCAACGAGGCGCUGAAGGAGCUCGGGAGGAUGUGUAUGACACACCUCAAGACGGACAAGCCUCAGACCAAACUUGGGAUACUUAAUAUGGCUGUUGAGGUUAUAAUGACUUUGGAGCAACAAGUUAGAGAGCGAAAUUUAAACCCAAAAGCAGCUUGUUUAAAAAGAAGAGAAGAAGAAAAAGCUGAAGACGGUCCAAAAUUACCAGGCCACCUAGCGGCUCACAUAGGUCAUCCACAUUCGCAUCCUCACGCCCAUUCACAGCCGCCAUUUUCUACAAUGCCCGGUCCUCCACCAUCACUCCAACACAAUCAAGUCCAGCCGCAGUAGCAGAGGUUAACCGACGGCAUCGUCCUUUGUUAAAUAAUAAUAAAAUAAAAAAUAAAAAAGAGUGCAGUUCGUGUUCGCCUGUGAGAGACUUAAACACGUAAAUAUCAAGACUCGGGUAUCAAAGCGAUCCCACGUUUACUUAAAUAAGAUAAUAAAAGUUAUAUAUAAACAUAUAUAUGAAUAUGAACGAAAGAGUAUAUAUUAAAAAAAAAAAAAAAACAAAUAUAUACAAUAUGUAUAAAAUUUAAAAUAAGCGUCGUCGCGACGAAAAAAUGACCCGGUGAUGGUUAAUCUGGCGAAUCAAAUGUGUGCUAGAGGGUGCUCUUUUGUUCUUAUUAAUCUAGUUUAUUGUAUAUUGUUUCUUAUAAAUAUUGAUAUAAAUUGGAGGAGUUUCCUGACGGGUCCAAAUUACGGUAGAAUGCAAUUAGCUUUAUAAUUACAGUAUGCUAUCGUAUCUGUACGAUCAAAUACCGCAGUUAUAUUGUAGAAUAUGAUUAAACUACCGCAAUAUCGUAAUCUACAGUAGCUAUACGAUAGAUCUACCGUAUUUUAAUCGUAUAACUAUCUUAACUUAAUCAUAUGAUACGGUCACUGCAAUAUCGCAAUCGAUGGUAGCUAUACGGCAAAUGUACCGUAUUACUAUUUUAAUCUAACUAUACGGUUAAACUACCGCAAUAUCGUAAUCUAAGGUAGCUAUCCGGUAAAUCUAUCGUAUUUUAAUCGUAUAGCUAUCUCAACCUGUUUAUAUUGUAGAUAUACGGUAGAACAACUAUAAUCUACGGUAGCUAUACGGUAAAUCUACCGAAUAACUAUCUUAAACUAUAUCGUAGGAUAGUUAAACUACCACAAUAUCGUACUCUAAGGUAGCUAUAUGGUAAAACUACCACAUUACCAUAAUCUACGGUAGCUAUAUGGUAGAUCUACUGUAUUUUAAUCGUAUAACUACCUUAACUUAACUAUCUUGUAUAAUACGGUUGAACUACCGCAAUAUUGUAAUCUAAGGUAGCUAUCCGAUAAAUCUACCGUAUUUUAAUCGUAAUCAUAUCGUAUAAUACGGUUAAACUACCGCAAAUCGUAAUCUAAGGUAGCUAUCGGGUAAAUCUAUCGGUACUAAUGUCGGAAAUCUACUGUAUUUUAACCGUAUAACUAUCUUAAUAGUAAUCAUAUCGUAGAAUACGGUUGUCCCACUGCAAUACUGUAAUCUAUGAUAGCUAUACGGUAAAUCUACUGCGCUACCUUAAUAUACAGUAGCUAUCCGGUAAAUCUAUCGUAUUUUAAUCGUAUAGCCAUCUGAACCUAUUUAUAUCGUCGGUAACAAUAAAACUAUCUCAAUACCGUAAUUUACAGGAGCUAUACAAUAAAUCUACCAUAUUUUAAUCGUAUAGCUAUUUUAAACUAUUAAUAUGAUCGAUUACGGUAAAACUAAUGCUAUAACAUAAUCUAAAGUAGCUAUACGGUUAAAUUAUCGCGAUAGCGUAAUCUAAGAUAGCUGUACUGUUGCCGUAUAUUUACCUAAUGUAGCCUAUUUUUAUUUUAAAAUACGGUGAAACUACCAUAGUAUCGUAAUCUAAGGUAGCUAUCCGGUAAAUCUACCGUGUUUUAAUCGUAUAGCUAUCUUAGACCUGUUUAUAUUGUAGCUAUACGGUAAAACUACCAUAAUACCGUAAUCUAAGGUAGCUAUACGAUAAAUCUACCAUAUUUUAACCGUAAAACUAUCACUAUAACAUAAUCUACGGUAGCUAUACGAUUUAACUACCGCGACAGUGUAAUCUAAGAUAGCUAUACUGUAAAUCUAUCGUACCGUUGCCGUAAAUUUACCUAUUUGUAUCGUAGGAUACGGUAAAAUUGCUGCAACAUCGUAAUCGAUGGUAGCUAUCCGGUAAAUCUAUCGCACUACCGUAAUCUAAGGUAGCUAUACAAUAAAUCUACUGUAUUUUAAUCGUAUAGCUAUCUCAGACCUGUUUAUAUUGUAGCUAUACGAUGAAUCUACCACACUAUUGUAAUCUAAGGUAGCUAUACAAUAAAUCUACCGUAAUUUAGACCCGCUAGGAUAAUAAAAUAAUUGUGCAGCUAUCACGCACAAUCUGUAAUUGGAACCAAUUGGGAUAGACCGUUUAUAAAUAAUGGUAAUAAUAAUUCUAAUAAUUACUAAACAAAUACCGAUUGAUUUGUUUUUUAUAAUCAUAUCGGGAUCUAAUGACAAUAAAUAAGUAUUAUUCAUAUUGUAUGUUAUUAUGAAUAAACGGGACUCCUGAUACUAGAUAGGUUUUAUUUCAAUAGUAAUUUUUUUUUU